Selaginella moellendorffii is the source of this 987-nucleotide messenger RNA. Its product is annotated as calmodulin-binding receptor-like cytoplasmic kinase 2. The transcript has 4 exons. The record is from RefSeq and is a predicted model, not a curated record. Gene Ontology annotation, biological process: protein phosphorylation. Gene Ontology annotation, molecular function: protein kinase activity; ATP binding. The coding region runs from base 1 to 987 and encodes 328 amino acids. NCBI's taxonomy places the organism in Eukaryota, Viridiplantae, Streptophyta, Lycopodiopsida, Selaginellales, Selaginellaceae.
AUGGAGAAAAACCGUGAUGUGAACGUGGAGGAGGCUAGUCAUCUGGGAAGCAACGAGGCAGUGUCAUUCAGUGCUCGUGACAUAAACCAAGCGACCGGGAACUACUCUCCGUCUCGGAAGAUCGGGCAAGGGGGAUUUGGAACUGUCUACUAUGGAAAGCUUCGUGACGGUACUCCAGUUGCUGUUAAAAGAGCAAAGAAGGUGUGGUUUUCCUUUUAUUCUUCCUGUUUUUGCUACAAGUGCCAUAUUAUGAUGCAGAAUGCUUUCGAGACACGGCUUUCGACGGAAUUCAAAAGCGAAUUGAGCAUGCUCUCAAGGGUGGAGCAUAUGAAUCUCGUGAGGCUGUUCGGCUAUUGUGAUGGCAAGGAUGAACGGGCCCUUGUUGUGGAGUAUGUUCCCAAUGGAAAUCUUCGUGAGCACCUCGAUGACGAGCCCAUCAUCCACCGCGAUGUAAAAUCGUCAAACAUUCUUUUAACACACUCGUUUCGUGCCAAGGUAGCUGAUUUCGGGUUUUCUAGAGCGGGGCCAAUGGACGUGGACGCGACUCACGUCUCCACAGAAGUGAAGGGAACUGCUGGAUAUCUUGAUACAGAGUAUCUUUACACGAAGAAGCUGACACCAAAGAGCGACGUCUACUCUUUUGGCAUUGUCAUGGUGGAAACCAUGACGGCGAGGCGUCCGAUAGAGCUCAAGCGAUCUGGCGAGGAGAGAGUAACUAUAAGAUGGGCGUGGAAGAAGUUCGAGGAGGGAAACAUCUUACAGAUAUUGGAUCCAAACCUGGAGAAGCAUCCGGAGAUUGCACCCACGAUGGAAAAGCUUGCAGAGUUGGCGUUUCGGUGUGCAGCGCCAUCAAGGAAAGAGCGACCAUCCAUGCAAGAAGUAAGCCAGCAACUCACACUGAUACGAAAGGAUACCUUGGCAGUGAGUUCCAGCAGCGACAUCAGCUUCUUCACAAGCUCGGAACGCGUGGGAUCCUCUCAGAAGUAA